Molecule: messenger RNA, 817 nt
Organism: Neodiprion fabricii
Lineage: Eukaryota; Metazoa; Arthropoda; Insecta; Hymenoptera; Diprionidae
Gene: ND-ACP
Product: acyl carrier protein, mitochondrial
Exons: 4
Coding region: 73-648 (191 amino acids)
Biological process (GO): fatty acid biosynthetic process
Cellular component (GO): mitochondrion
Molecular function (GO): acyl carrier activity; acyl binding
Source: RefSeq, a predicted model, not a curated record
UGAAUCGUGUUAGUUGAUUCGCUCGCGACUCUCGCGAGUUUUCACAAGUUUUCCUUCCACUUGGGAACGACAAUGGCGUCUCUCGGGGGUCUCGUCCGUCUUGUAACGAGAAAUGCCGGGGUGUUGGGUAACGUUUCUCGCUCGGGGAUCCGUCGGACCGCGAUGACAUUCUCCGUUAAUCACCGGGCGUCGCUCACGGCGACGGAGGACCGCUCACGGAGUAUCUUACCUCAGGUGAAACCUGUUCGGCCAAUGCUGUGCUACUCGACCACGUCUCAGAAGCAGUCGAUAAAGCAGAUAGAGGAACGUGUCCUAAAAGUCGUUGCCGCCUACGACAAGAUAUCGGCAGAUAAGGUUAGGGCAAACCAGGUGCGCCACUACAGCGCCAAGGCACCCAUGACGCUCGAGCUUAUACGCGAACGUGUCAUCCUCGUUCUCAAACUCUAUGACAAAAUUGACCAUGCCAAGUUGGAUUUGAAUUCCCAUUUCAUAGAAGACCUUGGUUUGGAUUCACUGGAUCAUGUGGAGGUGAUAAUGGCUAUGGAGGAUGAGUUUGGUUUUGAAAUCCCCGACAGGGAUGCGGAGAGAUUGACAAAGCCGGCGGAAAUUGUACGGUACAUUGCAGACAAAGAAGAUGUAUAUGAAUAAUAAGCUGCACUUUUACCUGCCUUGCAUUUGGCAAUUAUCACCUAGUUUAGUCAUUGCGCUCGUCGCGAUCUACCUUCAAAUGGCCGCUGCUUACACGAGCGUUGUGCUGAUCCUGUAUAUAGAAUAAUGGCCGUUAUAUAAAUAAAAUAAAUUGCGACUUUAUAAUUUA